AUGGCUGCUCAGCCCCCCAAGGACGUCCUCAGGCUGUCUGCGGAGGAGGUGGAGGCCCUGAAAGUCGCCUUCGAGCAGGGGAGCCUCCCGGCCACCGCCUCCAAACUGCAGGAGAUGCUGGUAUUCCUGGAAAGUGUCCGGCUGGAUGUGGGCAUCACGGGCGAGGCGGGCUCCGGGAAGUCGUCCUUUGUCAACGCGCUCCGGGGGCUGGGCGAUGAGGAUGCAGGAGCCGCCCGCACCGGGGUGGUAGAGACCACGCGGGAGCCAACUCCGUACCAGCAUCCCCGCUAUCCCGGCGUGACCAUCUGGGACCUGCCGGGCAUCGGCACGCCUGGCACCCCCCCGGACACCUACCUGGAGCAGGUUGGUUUCUCACGCUACGACUUCUUCAUCAUCAUCGCCUCGCAGCGCUUCACGGCCCACCACGCCGCGCUGGCUCGCCACAUCCAGGGCACGGGCAAGAGCUUCUACUUUGUCCGCUCCAAGGUGGACAUGGACCUGACCUCCUCCCUCCAGCGCCGGCCGGCCAGCUACAGCAAGGCGGGGGUGCUGCAGACGAUCCGGAAGGACUGUGAGGAGGGCCUGCGAGCCCAAGGGAUCGAAUCACCCAGGGUCUUCCUGCUCUCUGCCUUUAAGCUGGGCAAGUACGACUUCCACCUCAUGCAGGAUACCUUGGAGAAGGAGCUGAGCCACCACAAGCGGCGUGCCCUCCUGCUGGCCCUGCCGGGCCUCUCCCGGCACAUCCUGGAGCAGAAGAAAGCUGCCAUGCAGGAGCACAUGUGGCUGGUCUCCACCGUGGCCUGUGGCCUCCACGCCGUGCCCAUCCCAGGGCUCCUCGUCUCCUGUGACGUGGACCUCCUGGCCAGGACGCUGCAGGGCUACUGCAAAGGCUUCGGCUUGGACCACGACUCCCUGGAGAGGCUGGCAGCACAGACGGUGCAGCCAGUGGAGCAGCUGAAGGCCGUGGUCCGGUCGCCCCUGGCCAGCGAGGUGUCUGGCAUGCUGGUGGUGCAGCGGCUGAAGGACGUGGGGGUUGAGGCCCCCACGCUGGCUCCCAACGUGCUCACGGCCAUCCCAGUGCUGGGCUCCGUGGCCUCCACUGCUCUGUCCUUUGCCACCACGUACAAGAUGCUGAGGAACUUUGUGGACGACGUGGCCGCUGAUGCCCAGAGGCUGCUGGUCAUGACCUUCAGGGUGGAGGCCAAGGAGUGA
This is a messenger RNA of Alligator sinensis (Chinese alligator), 1212 nucleotides long. Its product is annotated as interferon-inducible GTPase 5-like. The transcript has a single exon. Bases 1 to 1212 code for a protein of 403 amino acids. Gene Ontology annotation, cellular component: membrane. NCBI's taxonomy places the organism in Eukaryota, Metazoa, Chordata, Crocodylia, Alligatoridae. Gene Ontology annotation, molecular function: GTPase activity; GTP binding. The record is from RefSeq and is a predicted model, not a curated record.